AUGGUCCUGACGUAUGGACGUCCGGCAGCAGCGCUCGUGAGCGGCCGCGUGCUCCAGCAGCAGCUCAAGCACCGGCAACAGCUCUCGCUCCCGGCAUCGCAGACGACCCGUGCGCUGUUUACGGUCGUCGAGAAGUACCUCGAAGCGUCCAAGCGCUUUGGCCUAAAGCAGACGCUGUGGAAACUCUAUAAUCCCGGGGACGUCAAGUUUGGCCGCUGUGUGGGCCAAGACGAGAACGGGUUCAAGUACUACGAAGACCCGACGGAGCUCUACGGUCAAGACCGCUGGACCGAGUACCAGGUGGACUCGUGGGACGAGGUCGAAGGCACGCUCAUUCCGCCCCCGUGGCACUUGUGGAUGCAUCACUUGACCGACGCGGUGCCGGGCGAGGCGGGUCAAGACGCCCAGACGUGGGCGAAACGACCGGUGGUCGCGCACUCGGACGCGCCGUUCACGAACCACGUGGGCGAGAGUGGGCCGUACUCCCCGAACAAGACGCUCUAUCGCUCGCGCGGCUACAAUGUCGGUAGCGUGGCGAUUCCGCCGGGCGAGCCGGACCAGUACUACCUCCAGCCCGGCCACUUGCGUCGCAAGCGCAAGCACGAGCAGCACUUUUUCGCCGAGGUGGACUACAACAAUCCCGAGAUGUCGGACGAGAGUCGUCAGCAGUCGCUGCGUCCAGCGGACGUCAACUAA
Hyaloperonospora brassicae is the source of this 696-nucleotide messenger RNA. NCBI's taxonomy places the organism in Eukaryota, Oomycota, Peronosporomycetes, Peronosporales, Peronosporaceae. The record is from the annotation of a GenBank genome assembly.